Messenger RNA from Mercenaria mercenaria, 720 nucleotides. RefSeq lists its product as uncharacterized. The record is from RefSeq and is a predicted model, not a curated record. NCBI's taxonomy places the organism in Eukaryota, Metazoa, Mollusca, Bivalvia, Venerida, Veneridae. The coding region runs from base 1 to 720 and encodes 239 amino acids. The transcript has a single exon.
AUGUUUUCCAUGUCACGCUAUAUGUUAAAUCAAGUGGACGUCAAAUUAAAGUUCUACAGAAGUUCGCCAGAGUUUUGUUUAAUUAGUGAUGAAGCAUCACCAGCCUUCAAAAUAGAGAUAGAGGACAUUUAUAUUUUAGCCAAGAAAAUACGCGUGAAUCCUGCUGUCAUUUACGGUCAUGCAGAAAUUCUAAAAACACAGAAUGCAAAAUACCCGUUCAACAGAGUAGAAUGUCGUACUCAAAGCAUACCUAGCGGAAGCUCUAGUUUCAACUAUGAGAACAUGUUCCCAGGUCAAAGACCUAAUAAGGUCGUUGUAGGCUUUGUAAAUUCAAAAGCUCUGUCUGGUGACUAUAAACAGAAUCCUUUUAACUUUCUAAACUGUAACAUUCGAAGCAUAUGUCUAUACUGUGACGGUUUACCAGUUAAUGGAGCUCCUCUGAAACUUGACUUCAACUCAACCACUGGCGUGACGGAUGUGCGGGCCUAUGUAAACGCAUUUACAUCUACGGGGAAAUGGAGAGAGGAUGAGGGCAAUAUGUUGACAAGAGAAGGAUUUAGCUCUGGUGUAACACUAUUCGUUUUUCAGUUGGAACCAAACUUCUCUCAUCACGGGGAGUAUUUGACACUAGCAAAGACUGGUACUGUGAAAUUGGAUGUUCAAUUUGCUAGCCCCCUUUCAGGUGAGAAAAUUAUCAAAAACAUUAUUUAUCCACAUUGA